UAGUUUCCAGUUGUCGAUAGAAUCGUGUUGUAGUUGUUUGCUUACUCGGGUCUGAUUAUAAAAGUACUUAUUUCAUCGAAAAGCGAUGAUAUUAACAAAAUAAAAUAAAUCCACUAAUAACAAGCUUAAUAAGCUUUUGUCUAUUCUAGCUACAUAAAUAGUUAAUAUUUUGCUGUAUACAUUGUCGAUAAUUUGACGUCGAUUGACAUAUUAUCGUUUCGCAAGCAGUUUCCACGGAGGUGUUUUAUUUGUGUUCGCUUAUUGGAAAACAUCCGCCAGGUGUAAUAUUUGUGAUAAUUGUGUAGUGUUUGUGAUUUUAGAGAAAUUCUUUCCUUUUACUGCCGAUUCUCGUAAGUCGCGGAGGCUCUUGUGUUAUAAUUGUGAAAGUAAAUUGUGGGGUAUUGAAUGUUGUUUGCUAUUCUUACGUCGUGUGAAAAAUGCUAGGACGUCGAUUGUGCCACAACAAUACUUCCAUGAAGGAGGAUGAACCAGCGGCGUUUCAGGACAUCACUUCAUAAUGGCUAGUUCUGAUCAGCGGCAGUGUUACAUCGCCGCCAGCCAUGUUGCGACCAGAAUCGCCUCUCGCUGAUCACCGCAGCCUGCUGCCGCGGCGGCUGCUGCCGGUUAAAGCUCAAAUCGCUCCAGCCGAUAAGAAAAAGAACCGUAGAUCUCUCGAACUAAACCCUCCGUCCAACGAUCAUGCACCAUACGACUAUCCAAAACUACUUAUUUCCAAAACAACCGACUCUCUCAACACGGAAUGUCCACGAAAACUUAUCAAUAAACAAGAUUCAUCGGACAGUUUGAAAAGAGCGCUCCUGUCUAAAGAUGAUAAGAAGUUCCCUGCUAAGGAAUCGGACAAAAAAGCGGUCGUGAAACAGGAUUCCAGUGAAAGUUUAAAAAAAUCAUUGUUGUGCCGACAAGACUCGAACGAUAGUACAAAAAGAAGAGACUCCGAUCCCAAAUGGAUGCAAAGACAGGAAGAGAGUAAAAAGAGUUUGGAAGUCAAACGAGGUGGGGAUAAAAAGGGCUUACUGGAGACUGACAUAGAUGAGCCCUGUAAGAGGAUAUACGAGAGGAGAACAGGGUGCGCCAGGCCCACUUUGCCCCCUGUCGCUGAGAAGGGGGUCUCGCCAAAAUCUCCCAAUGGGAGUCCCCAAACCCCAGGAGUUGCGGCUGUAGCCGAAGGAGUAGUUCGAUGGGGAAGCGGUCUCUUAUCCCCGAAAGAGGAACCGAGGUUAAGGCCUGCUAGAAGCUGGUAUGGCUACGGGACGCUCCCAACAGACAGUGAUAAGAUGGGAGCAGGUGCGAACGGGCCUGGUGGUCGGCGAGCGCUUGAGCUAAUCCUAAGCGGCGGUCUCAAGUCCUUAGCGAGACCUGCAAAGCCUGUUAGGAGAGCUGCUUCCAGAGACUCAGUGUUGUCGCAACCGCAACCACUGUUAGAAGGUCUCAGGAAAUGCUCGACAGUGCUCGCCCUGACGGACAGGGAGAAAGUUCCAGAACCGAUCAGGGCUCACAACCGACUGCGCGCACCUUCAGUCUGCUCUCGAUGCUCUUCGUUACUGUCCCUCGCUGGCGCAGGGGGGUCCAGGUACUCCCUGGACGGCGCCGGAGGAGGCUUUGUGCCAGCCGCUCCUAUUAACUGCAAGUUGUGCUUGGAGGACGCGACCCCGGACAAGAUCACAAUAAUAUCCGGCUGCGGCUGUACGUUCUGCACCAGGUGUAUGAAAGCAUACGUUGAAUUCGAAGUAUGUAAUGGCGCGUAUGAAGUUUCCUGUCCCGAUGAUCGCUGCUCAACUGGCGCCGCGCUGGCUUUGGACGAGAUCUCGUCCCUCGUCGCAUGUUCCGUCAUGGAGAAACAUCUCAAGUUCCGGCUUAACCACGAGGUGGCGAUGGAUGCAAUGCGUGCGUUCUGCCCGCGGCCUGGCUGCGACACGGUGGUACAAGUUCGCGCCGCCAGUCCCGCACAUUGCCCUACAUGCAGACACGACUUUUGUUCGCAAUGCAACCAAGAGUGGCAUGGUGGAUUAUCUUGCGAAGCGGCCGCCGCUUCGUCCUCUAUGGCGGGUGUGGGAGCGCCUUUGCUACCCGACUCCGAGCUGAUAAAACUGUGUCCGAUGUGUCGAGUGCCCAUUGAAAAGGAUGAGGGUUGUGCUCAAAUGAUGUGUAAACGCUGCAAGCAUGUGUUCUGCUGGUACUGCUUAGCCUCUUUAGACGAUGACUUCUUGCUCCGUCACUACGACAAAGGUCCCUGCAAGAACAAACUAGGACAUUCGCGAGCUUCAGUGCUCUGGCAUCGUGCACAGGUGGUGGGUAUUUUCGCGGGCUUCGGCCUCCUGUUGCUCGUUGCGAGCCCGCUGCUACUUCUGGCUGCGCCUUGCAUCGUCUGUUGUAAAUGCAGACUCUGUAACCCCAACACCAAGAAUCUUGAAGAAGUCGACGAGAUAGAGAGUAUAAGUCCAGGAAGAGAAGACGAUGGGGACGAGAUAACACGCGCGAGGUAUCUCUCCGACUGACGGCGACGUUACUAAUUUGGGACGUUUCAAAAUGUACCCUAUGUGCAGGUAAUACGUACCACUGUCGUGUGUAAACGUUUGAGUUAUUACGAAGAAUAAUUCGAUUGGUUGUUGGGAAUGAUCGUGAAGGUUAAUCGAAGGUCACUUUUCCAUUAAAAUGCAAUGUGAUAAUGACGGCUUAGGAUCGAUGUUAAUUUUUUUCUAUAAUGAAACUAUUUAUUUAGUACGGAUAUGACAUUCAAAUUAUAGUUGGAAA
Messenger RNA from Vanessa tameamea, 2772 nucleotides. Its product is annotated as probable E3 ubiquitin-protein ligase RNF144A. NCBI's taxonomy places the organism in Eukaryota, Metazoa, Arthropoda, Insecta, Lepidoptera, Nymphalidae. Gene Ontology annotation, cellular component: ubiquitin ligase complex; cytoplasm. The record is from RefSeq and is a predicted model, not a curated record. The transcript has 12 exons. The coding region runs from base 561 to 2516 and encodes 651 amino acids. Gene Ontology annotation, biological process: protein polyubiquitination; ubiquitin-dependent protein catabolic process; positive regulation of proteasomal ubiquitin-dependent protein catabolic process. Gene Ontology annotation, molecular function: ubiquitin conjugating enzyme binding; zinc ion binding; ubiquitin protein ligase activity.